AUGCACAAGCCCAUGCUCGCUUCGAGUCGAUUAGAAACGUUGAAAUCUCUAUUGCAGAAAGUGAGAUCACUCUGGCUUGAUGCACUUCGAGCUACAUGGUUUUUUUUGCUUCAUAAUCUGAGCGUAAAUAAGCAUUGCCCUCUGUUUUGA
Molecule: messenger RNA, 150 nt
Organism: Heterobasidion irregulare TC 32-1
Lineage: Eukaryota; Fungi; Basidiomycota; Agaricomycetes; Russulales; Bondarzewiaceae
Exons: 2
Coding region: 1-150 (49 amino acids)
Source: RefSeq, a predicted model, not a curated record